AUUUAAAUAUGUCUUGACGAGAGUUCCGAGUGAAAUGGAAGUCGACCAACACACCACACAACGUCGUAUUUGUAGAAUUGUGGUUGAUCAAGUCCGAGCACAGCCAGCCAGUCGUAAGUCCACCACUGACGGUACAGCGUGCCUAUGUAGGUGACUGACCAUCGCUGUUAACUCUUUCUUCACGCAUUCACACUUUUUCUGACGUUUCCUCUCCUUUACGCACAAAAAUUGGCGGGUGAAGUGAUUCAAAUGUUCUUCAAGUGAGUUUCUCUUCGGAAUUGGAUUUUUCAGAAAUAACCCAACGAAUUGUUUGGGAAUUUCAAAUAUUAGGUUACCAUGGCGAAGGCAACUUAUUCUGUGUUACUCAUAACAUUGGGAUUUAUCUCAUCUAUUCACGGUGGACCAGUAGUAGUCAGUUACAAAGAUCAUGGAAAGGACAAGUAUACAGAUAAUUGGGAUUACAGAGUGAAGCAGAACAAUGUACCUGUCUUGAAUAACACUGGGAAAAUUCAUAAAAUACCACCUAAAGUAUACGACACUAGCAGGCUUCUAUGGGAACUCGAAAAUGACAAAAAAACUAAUUUGCCGCUGUUUGUGGACAAAGCCUUGAAACUACUCAAUUUGAAGCAGGUGGCUUUUGAGAUAGAAAAUUCUGUAUUAUCCCGAGUAUCCUGUUCAGCAUGUAAAGCAGGUGCUGGAUUGUUACAGCAUUAUACAAGAACCGGUAAAUCAGAAAAGGAAAUCAAGAAAACAAUCUACCAAUUUUGUGUUAACCUAAAAAUUCAAACUCCAAGAGUUUGUGAAGGCAUCACAGAACUUUUCGCUGGAGAAGUGUUAUACGUGCUUGGCAGAGUUACCAUAGGACCUGACGAAAUAUGCAGUUUCGUAAUUGGAGAUGCAUGUGGGGAUGUUUACAAUCCUCUACAUGAAUGGAACGUGAUGUUUCCUCCAGUUCCUAAACCAGAAGUUGUUGAACCUAAAAUACCAGAGGCGAACGCUCCUUCCUUCAAGGUUCUACAUCUUUCCGAUACUCAUUUUGAUCCUUACUACAUGGAAGGUAGUAAUGCAAAUUGCGCAGAACCAUUAUGUUGUAGAUUUACCAAUGGUUUAGCGCCUUCGAAAGAAGAGGCAGCAGGAAAAUGGGGUGAUUAUAGAAAAUGUGAUACACCAAAAAUAACGGUUGAUAAUAUGUUACAACAUAUUCAAGAAACUCAUCCAGAUAUCGAUUACAUACUAUGGACUGGGGAUUUACCUCCUCACGAUAUAUGGAAUCAAACGAAAGAAGAGAAUUUGAAAAUUAUAAAGGAAACAGUCAAACAAAUGUAUGCGAUGUUCCCAAAUAUUCCUAUCUUCCCGGCACUUGGAAAUCACGAAUCUGCCCCAGUAAACAGUUUUCCUCCUCCAUUCCUAGAUGCCCCAAACAUUUCAAUAGCAUGGCUAUACGAUGAAUUGGAUGUGCAGUGGCGUAAAUGGUUACCUAGUUCGGUUAGUAACACAGUCAGGAGAGGAGCAUUUUAUUCAGUGUUAGUAAGACCUGGAUUCAGACUAAUUUCUUUGAAUAUGAAUUAUUGCAAUAACAAAGAUUGGUGGCUUCUACUAAAUAGUACCGACCCAGCAAAUGAACUCCAAUGGUUCGUCUAUGAGCUCCAAUCUGCUGAAUUCAACGGAGAAAAAGUCCAUGUUAUUGGACACAUUCCACCAGGUCAUUCCGAUUGCUUGAAGGUGUGGUCGAGAAAUUACUAUGACAUAAUAAGCAGAUAUGAAUCCACUAUUACUGCCCAGUUUUUUGGUCAUACACACUACGACGAGUUCGAAGUGUUUUACGAUCAUAAAGAUUUAAGUAGAGCCAACAGCAUUGCUUAUGUUGGGCCUUCGGUGUCGCCAUAUUAUGACUUGAAUCCAGGAUACAGGGUAUAUUACGUCGAUGGAGACCAUGACCAUACAACUAGGGGAGUUAUUGACCACGAAACAUGGACAAUGAAUUUGAGAGAAGCAAACUUAUAUGGCUAUCCCAUAUGGUUCAAGUUGUAUAGUGCCAGACAAGCUUUUGGAAUGGAGAGUUUGAGGCCCUCAGAUUGGGAUGAAUUGGUUAUGAAAAUGAGUAACGAUCCUAAGCUUUUCGAACUUUUCUACAAAUACUAUUACAAAGCUAGUCCUGUGAGACCCACUUGUGACACGUCUUGUAAGAAGAAAAUUUUGUGUGAUUUGAAAUCCGGCAGAUCACACGAUAAAAAGAAUUUAUGCGAAGGUAUAGAAUCAAGAAUAGAUGCUACCUCAAAUGUAGGCUGGAAAGAAUGGAUUUAUAAUACGAUAUCCGUUUCCGUGGUGUGAGGACUUUAAUGUACUGCAAAUCUGCAAAUUCUUAGCCGAUUCAUACCUAAUUCUCUCAAGAGAGUUUUUUCGGGAAAAUGAAUCUUGUGGAUGUCAGAAGAAUUUUUUUUCAUUUAUUUAACUAUGGUUGUAAUUUUAAUAAUAACAAUACACGAACUAUUGGACAUAUAUCCAUAUGAAUGUAAUAAUAAUCAGAGUAAUAUGUAUCAUAUUGUAAAUAUAAGAAAACAUAUUUUUGUAUAUACAUAAGCUUCCUGUUUUUAAUAAUGUGCUUAUUUUAUUCUAAUUGGGAUUUUCUAUUCUUAAUGUGAUAUUUAAUAAAGAUUAAUUUCAAUUAUUUUCUAUUGGGACGAUUUUCGUUUUUAGAAUUUUACAAAUCUAUUUGGAAAACUGAUAAUUAAUUUUAUACUAAAUAAUUCCAUGAAUAUACUAUUAUAUCUACCAAUGAAUGAUAAAUGAAGAAAAUAUUGAAAUUGGUCGAAUAUUAAUAUUUCAUAAUCGUAUGGAUUAAUUCAAUGCGAUUUGUUAAUUGCCUCUGAUUGAUUUUUGUAUAUUUUUUGAAAACUGAGCUGACAUGUCUGUUAGAAUUUUGUUGCUAAAGAGAAAAAAAUUGCCCUUAAUCAAAUAUUCAACUGGUUGAAAAUAUUUUAGGAUGUCUGUCCUAUGGUCUAUUCCACGAUAUACUAUACAACUGCCCAAAUACGUUCUGGGGUUAGGAUAAAAGAAAAAAAAGUAAGUGAAAUUAGAUUAAAUGAGCUUUUCAAUUUUGUGAUUACAAAAAAUGAAUUGGUUUGUGAUAACAAUUUCAGUAAUAUUAAGAUAUUUAUAAUUCUUCUUGAAAAUAUCAUACAUAAUUGGAAAUAUGAAAUAUCGAAUGAAUAUAAUAAUGAAAUUGCAAAAUUGUUGAAUCGUGAACAACAUUCAAAAUACCUAUUAGUUUCAAAUUUUACGAAAUAUCGAUAUUUCAUGAUUCAAAUAGUAGAUUUUCACUUUAAGAUCUCUACCAAAAUAUCAAUAUUUUAAUUUUGGGAAUUUUUUCUGAAAAAAAUAUCAUUGAUUGAUUAAAUAAUGGAAACUUCAAGCUGUGAAUACAAGGAACAAAUUUUUAUUUUUCAUCCUUUAUGUGCUGAAUGCAAACCAAUUAUUUCAAUAGAAGAAAAUACGUAGUCUGGAAUAGUAGAAGUGUUCAAAAAUAAUUAUUUCUUCAUGAGAUAAAUAGCCAAUCGUUGUUCCGAAUGAUUAACGGAAAUCAUAUGUUUAUGGUUUUUAUUUUUAACUCUUUUUACUGGAUUGUGAUAGUAUAAUGAAACGCAUGUUGCUUCGGUGAAUCCUAAAAUUUAAUUAUAGGUAUUUUCUUCAAUUAGGAUUCAUUUGUUUAAUUGUAUCUUCCGAUGAAUUGAUCGUUUUAUGUACACCUUGAAAUAAUUAGGUAUAUUCUCACCGUGAAUUAUUUUGUUCAACCAAAAAAGUUUCAUGGAUAUUAUAGAAUAUUUAUUUUAUUAUGUGAUAUGUUUGAUUUUUAUGUACCUAUGUUUGAUAACAUUCAUUCAAUAAAUUAAGCGAUAUCUGUAAUAAUACAUAUUAUUCUGUUUAAAAAAACUACAUAUCCAGAGUGAAGCUUAAAAUUAUAAGCAAAAUAAAUUGAAAUUUUUAUUCGAAAGUUUUAGUUAUUAAUAUGUGUGAAAUCAUAGUCAAUAUCUUCAUGACAUCAGCUUCUUAUGAAAUACUUCAUUUCUUCGACCAUCCUAUAAUGUAUAUAUUAAAUUAUAUCGUGUAUAAAAAUAUAGAAUUGAUUUUUA
Harmonia axyridis is the source of this 4130-nucleotide messenger RNA. RefSeq names its product sphingomyelin phosphodiesterase-like. Gene Ontology annotation, molecular function: acid sphingomyelin phosphodiesterase activity. The transcript has 16 exons. Gene Ontology annotation, biological process: ceramide biosynthetic process; sphingomyelin catabolic process. Gene Ontology annotation, cellular component: lysosome. Bases 337 to 2331 code for a protein of 664 amino acids. Lineage: Eukaryota; Metazoa; Arthropoda; Insecta; Coleoptera; Coccinellidae. The record is from RefSeq and is a predicted model, not a curated record.